Molecule: messenger RNA, 2991 nt
Organism: Prinia subflava (tawny-flanked prinia)
Lineage: Eukaryota; Metazoa; Chordata; Aves; Passeriformes; Cisticolidae
Gene: PLA2G3
Product: phospholipase A2 group III
Exons: 7
Coding region: 567-2132 (521 amino acids)
Biological process (GO): phospholipid metabolic process; arachidonate secretion
Molecular function (GO): A2-type glycerophospholipase activity
Source: RefSeq, a predicted model, not a curated record
UUGCACUGGAGGGCUGUAGUGGCUCCAUCCUCAGGGAUCCUCAGCUCUCGAAGAGGUGUGGCCCUGUGCCAUGGGCAGCUUCUGCAAGGGCUGGACAGGACAGUGCCCUGUGUCCGGACUACACACAGGGCAGGGACUUCACUUGAGCAGGGACAUGGCUACAGCCUGUGGGGGGCACACACACGGAUGGGCACGCACGGCACAUGGGCAUACACUCACACACGCGUGUACACGUGUGCUCAAGGUGAGUGUGCGGGCAACUGUGCGCACCUGCACACACACCUGUAUCCAGAGUCGUGCUCAUCAGAGCACAUUCAUGACUGCCCAGGGAGAGAGUGGGAUGGGGUGCGGGUAGUAGCAGACGUCCGGGAUGGAGGGGUGCCCGGAAAUGGAGAGUAGCUGGGGGCGGUUCCCGGGAUGAGGAGGUGCCAGCGCUGGGACCUGACUGCAUCCCGCCGCUCCUCUCCGCGGCGGGGCGGGGUCUGCGCGGAGCGGGCCAAUCAGCGCCCGGCCCGCCGCGGGGCUCGGGGUUAAAGCCGGGCGCGGGGGGCGGGGCGGAGCGCGGGAUGUGGGUGCGCGCGGUUCUGGCCUGCGCUGCGCUCUGCGCAUGCGCGCGCGCUUGGCUCAGCGGCGCUGUGUGCGCGCGGGAGGCGGCGGGCGCGGGCGGAGCGCGAUACGUGGCGUUCCUGAGCACGGGCGCCGGCACCGGACCCGCGCUGGUCGAGAGCGUCUGGGCCGCCCCCGGCCGCCUCCGUGCCUGCUGGGCCCGCCGCGAUCCGCGCCUCGCCCGCGCCUUCCGCGCCACCUGCGCGCAGCGUCCGCCCGCCGCGCCCGGGGCCGCGCUGCGCCGGGCCCUGUCCGCGCUGUGGUGGCGCCGCGCCGCCUGCACCGACCCCGCGCCGCCGGGACCGCAACGCCGCCGGCGCCGAGGCUGGACGCUGCCAGGAACGCUGUGGUGCGGUGCGGGAGACUCGGCGGGGAACUGGAGCGAGCUGGGGCUGUUCCGCGGCCCCGAUCGGUGCUGUCGGGAGCACGACCAGUGCUGGGCGCAGAUCACGGCGCUGCAGUUCAACUACGGCAUCCGCAACUAUCGCCUGCAUACCGUGUCUCACUGCGAUUGCGACUCCAGGUUCCGGCGUUGCCUGCUCGCUAUCAACGACACCGUCUCCAACAUCAUCGGCAUCACGUUCUUCAACCUGUUGGAGGUGCCAUGCUUUGUGCUGGAAGAGAGCGAGGAGUGCGUCCAGUGGCACUGGUGGGGCGGGUGUGAGCGUUAUGGUGUAGUGCCUCUGGCCAGGAUGGUGCAGCAGAAUCAGUACCACCCCAGCCUACCGGCGGAGCAGAGGGGCAGUCCCACUGUGCAGCCACCGGGCAAAGGAAGGAAUUUCUCUAGAACAGGGCAUAAGCGGCUUCGACAGAAAGCGAGGGCAAAGCCUGGGCACCGCCAGGCACAGAGACCUAAGACAGCCCAGAAGCCACAGGGCCCAGGUACCCCUGCAUUGGCCAGGGACAUGACUGAGCUCACAACCAGGCACCUAACAGUGCAGUGGGGGCUAGAGCCUAGCCCUGCAACAGCAUUGACAGUGUCAAGACAGGAUCUGGUGGGAGCAGAGCAAGGAGCUGGAAUCUCAGCACAUCCUCCGUAUAGCAGCAUUGAACCCAGCCCAUCCACAGCACAGUGUGGAGCCACGUCCGUGCCGGCUGGGAAGGGACACAGGCAACAGGGCCCAGGCAGAGGGUGCAGGUGCAACAAGCAUGUAGGUAAGUGUGAGCACCAGAUUGCACCCCACGAGGCAAGGUACCAGCUGCACAAUGGGGACAGCCGGACACUCCUCCACUGCAACUGCACACGCAGGCUGGCACAGUGCCUCCGCAAGGCAAGGGGCUGCAGUGACAUGGACAUGGCUGUCCUGGCUGACCGCAUUGCCAUGGACUGCUUUGUUCUGGAGCUGCCUGCUGCCUGCAGCCCAGGCAGCGGGUCACAGCACAGCAGCUGUACGAUGGUGACCAGGGCUGUGCUUGUACCUGCCCAGCAGUUCAAAAAGAUUCUAAGACGCUGGGGCCCUCUGCAUGUGAGCUCCAAGGCCAGGCGUCCACGCUGGAAGACACAGGCCAGGGGAGGCAACCUCUGAGCAAUGCCAGCAUCUGGUUGUAGAGCAGACACCAGGUGCUUGGCCCCACACAGUGCUUCGAUGACACCCAAGCAGCACUGCCUUGAGAAGGAAGGGGAGGAAGAUGUGCUGUGCAGCAGCUGCAGCCUGGAGCUGCUUGGGGUCUGGUUCUCAGGUCAAAGGAUGGCACUGAGUAUGGCUGCUGGCAUCACAGCAUGGAGCUGGGGCCCACAGCCAGGGCAGGCAGAGCAAUGUAGAAGCCUCUCAGGGAAGUGUGGCUGCUAUCCAUGAGUAUCAAAAGCAAGGGGCAAGAAACAGGACGGCUCAGGAAAGGGGAAACUCAUUGUCCUUUUUCCCCUCUAGGGCAGGGGGGAUAGUAGGGUCCCCCACCCCUAAAUUGGUGACUCUUCAACUGGGGGGCCUGAGCAGUGAGGUGUGAUCCUAACUCUUGCCCAGGCAGGGUAGGAGGGCUGGAGUCAGUAACUGCAUGCAGCAGAAUAAAUAAAGGGUGGUCAGAGCAUGGUAUAUGGUGCAAGUGUUGAACCUGCUGUCCCCUCUUGAUGCUGUGGCCCCCACCCCAGGGCUGAUCCUGCCCCCAGCAGUGAGCACAGUGCAGCUGGAAUGGGCAGGAUCAUUUAUUUUGUCACUUGCACUAUGUUCAGGCUGAGGCACAGUGGUAGAGCAGGGAAGGAGCAGGCUUUGAUCUCCAGGGUACCCUGUAGUGGUCUUUGCUCUGUGCCCAACACCAUUCCUGCCAGAGCCCUGCCCUGGCCUCUAGUGCCAUCUCAGGUGUGAGGCCAGCACUCCUCCCAUGGGACAAGAGUCCUGCACUUUAAGUUCAUGAGAGGUUCCCCAAACUGCACUAGACCAGCUUUGCUCA